CAUGUACGCAUGCGUUGUGGUUUCGCUGCUGCAGAGAGUUCGCGUUCCACGGUCGCGGAGGAAAGCCGACGCUGCCAAGGAAACACACAUGCAGACAUAAGGGAAUCCAGAUUUCAGCAUCGUCGUCCAUUCCCUUGACUUCGAUAAUUCACCGGUAGUGAUGGUAGCGUGCAGUAACGCAUUUGACCUAUAGAUCUAUUCCACGAGCGAUGUCUAAAUAGCUGCCAAAUAAUACAGGCAACGAGAGGUCAAAUAAAUAAAAUAAAAAGUCAAGGGAAAGGGAAAGACAAACCAGCGGUGAGUGUGUGUAGGGCGCAGCCGCCAUGCCGCUGGUGAAGAGAUGCAUCGAGCCCAGGCACCUGUGCCGUGGAGCCGUGCCGGAUGGGGUCACCAGCGAGCUGGAGUGUGUCACUAACAGCACCCUGGCAGCCAUCAUCAAACAGUUGGGGGGCCUGAGUCGACAUGCAGAGGACAUCUUCGGGGAGCUUUUCAACGAGGCCAACAGCUUCUACAUGAGAAUGAACAGCCUCCAGGAGAGAGUGGACCUGCUGGCUGUCAAAGUCACCCAGCUGGACUCCACUGUGGAGGAGGUUUCGCUGCAGGACAUCAACAUGAGGAAGGCUUUCAAGAGCUCCACCAUCCAGGACCAGCAGGUGGUGUCCAGGAACUCCAUCCUAAACCCUGUCAUGGAGAUGUACCAUCGCUGUGACAAACCUCCACCUCUAAACAUCCUCAGCCCCUACAGGGAUGACAAAAAGGAUGGCCUUAAGUUCUACACAGACCCAUCUUACUUCUUUAACCUGUGGAAGGAGAAGAUGAUCCAAGCAACAGAAAACAAGCGGAAGGAGAAGAGGAAGCAGAAGGCGGGUGACAAGGAGCAGAAACAGGUGGAGGACCCCAGCCGGGAGGUGAAGAAGGUGAGAAAGGCCCGGAACCGCCGUCAGGAGUGGAACAUGAUGGCCUACGACAAGGAGUUCCGUCCAGACACCCGCCUCACGCCUUCACCCUACCAUGGCAUGUCCUCUGAGGGAUCCCUCUCUCCAGACAGGUCUGGUAUGUCUGAUGAACAGUCCUACCCUGCCAGCCCUAACCACCCACCUCAGGAGGGAGUUGUGCUGGGUCCUGAUGGGAAGGAGCACCUAACAGGCCCCAACCAGACCCAGUCCCUGGACCGGGCCUACCGCCCCCCUGCUGCUGCUACCACUGCAGCUCAAGGCCGCCAGCAUUCCCUGGGCCGCAUGCAGCCCCACCAUGGACCCACACCUGCGGACCCAUCCCUGAACGGACCCCGGCCCGCAGCUUCCAAAGAGGCCAGCGGUCACCAGAUGCCAGAGCACUUUAUCCCUCCGGCCCCGCCCCCACCUCCUCCCCUCAUCCCCUCAGCCCAGACGGCCUUUGACAGCAAAACAGGGCCUCCCACCCUGGCCCCUGGCACAGUGGCCACCCUGUCCCGCCCCUACAGCCCCUCACCCCCACCGCCCCCACCCGCUGGCUAUGUCCCCUCUCCAUCUCACCCUGUCACUGGAGGACCUCCUGUUGCCCCUCCUCCACCCCCACCUGGUGGCCCCCCAACAUUCGCUCCCUCUCCAGCCCAUGCCAUACACCCCUCUGGGGGAACACUGCCAAGGAAGGGCAAGGUGCUAGGCAUCCCGAUAAGUGACGCACGCAGCGACCUGCUGUCAGCCAUCCGCAGAGGCAUCCAGCUGAGGAAGGUGCAGGAGCAGCGUGAGCAGGAAGCCAAGAAGGAGCCAGUGGGGAACGACGUGGCCACCAUCCUGUCCCGACGCAUCGCAGUGGAGUACAGCGAAUCAGAUGAGGACUCGGAGCCUGAGGAGAACGAGUGGUCAGACUGAGACGGAGCAGAGGGCUUAGGCUUACUUUACUUACCUACAGAGUGCUGCUAUUCCAAUAACAGGAAACACACACACACCACAAACACACACACACACACACACACACACACAGUCAUCGCACACUACGUCUCAAUAGACCUCUUGUUAGAGGAAGUAGAUGAGAAAGUAGAUGAGGAGAUGCUUACACAGUAUGACAGUAUCCAUUAUCUAGUCAGAUAUGGGCUGGGAGGAAACCACAGUGGAUCUGGGGCUGGGGGGGGAGGUCUGUUGAAAGCAGGUACAGCAAGCUUAUACUUAUAUAUAUAAUAUGAUAUAGUAUAAUAUAUUACUUAUGGUCCAGUAUAAAAGUGUUUCUUUCAUGAGUCCUGAUAUUGUAGUUUGAAUAUUAUUUGUGGUUUCAGUUGCAUUUAGAUUUUCAAUGCAUCUCCUCCACCUGUAUAUGAGCCACACCAACACCACAGAUGUUGUUUUCUAGGUGAAGAUGCUAUGGCAUUCUUUCAACUCAUCUAACUUGAUGCACUUAAAUAUUUGUUCAUUGAAAAGCAUUAUUUAGAGUUCUCUUCUAUUCUGGCUGUGCUGUUUGUGAUCACUGUGCAUACGAAGAUGAUGUCACAUCAAGUGUUAAAUCAGGUGGGUGGAUACCUUUGGACAUAUGAUGCUGUAGCCGUAACCGUAUUGUCAACACAGCCUUUUGUUAUCUGAGGGAUGUUCCUUUCAUUUUGUCACUUUGUUCAAUUGUUUACAGUGUUGUGGUUGAGUAUUGAUACCCUAACUGGCAGUGUUUAACAUCAGUUGUCCUUUUUGGUUUACAUAAUUUGCUAAAGAUUUGAUGGUUGACUAAUGACCACUGUGUAAGACAGACCCUAACAUGGAAAUAAUUUUGGGGUUUAUUUUCUCUAUUGUACUUUGUGUGUGCGUGCGUGCGUGGUGUGCGUGUCAGCGAAAGGGAAUAUCUCAAUGCCUUGCUGUUUCCUUCUUUUCUGACUCACUUCUUUUAUGUUGAAGGCCUGGAGAUAUAGUGUCUGAUUGCUGGUGGGCUUGUCGUCCAUUUUGACUAACGUUCUACUGGAAGAGAUGAGAGAGGGUUUAUAAUAGCAGUGUUUCGAACAUACUGACCCUGUGUUCUAUCAAGUCAUGUGUUUGUACAACUACUGUGUUUUACAAUUCAUUGUUGUAUAGAUUUUCUUUUGUAACACUGCUUGUAAAAAUGAAUUUGGGUGUCUAGAUAUGAAAUGACUAUCACACUGAUCGAACCUGGAAAUAAGAAGGGCAUGUGUGAGGGGGUAAUAAAAUGAAAUAAGUGUUA
Molecule: messenger RNA, 3159 nt
Organism: Oncorhynchus masou masou (cherry salmon)
Lineage: Eukaryota; Metazoa; Chordata; Actinopteri; Salmoniformes; Salmonidae
Product: actin-binding protein WASF3-like
Exons: 9
Coding region: 324-1853 (509 amino acids)
Biological process (GO): positive regulation of Arp2/3 complex-mediated actin nucleation; actin cytoskeleton organization
Cellular component (GO): SCAR complex; lamellipodium; cytoskeleton
Molecular function (GO): actin binding; protein kinase A regulatory subunit binding; Arp2/3 complex binding
Source: RefSeq, a predicted model, not a curated record